Molecule: messenger RNA, 729 nt
Organism: Loa loa (African eye worm)
Lineage: Eukaryota; Metazoa; Nematoda; Chromadorea; Rhabditida; Onchocercidae
Exons: 5
Source: RefSeq, a predicted model, not a curated record
AUGGAUGAUGAAGGUUAUGAUUCGAUGAGACGAUCAACAGCAGCUACCGAUCUGUUAUCAUUAACACUCGGUGGUGAUUCACGGUCAUCAUUUGAUACUGAAUUAAAAUCUGAAACAAGCAGUGUUGAUUCAUGUAUUCUGAUGAAAAUGCCUUCGUCAACAUCAGGAUUGUCACCCAACGUAACACCAGUACAACCUUUACGUUGGAUUAACAUUUCACGUCAUUCACCAUCAUUUAGCGUGAAAAUGGUUGACAGUACUGGUAGCCCAACAAGGCAAACAAUUGAUCAAAGGAAACAUACGGUAACUGAGCAGCAAGGGGCGACUGUUUAUGAAUCGUUUCCGAACUGUCUCAAUGGCAAUACAAGUAAUUCACAUGAACCUACCACAAUUCAAAGACUCAGUACAGCAAUAUCAUCAUCAUCAUCAUCAUCAUCAUUACCAAAUAUUAUAUACGAUCAGCCAUCAACAAGUUACAAUUAUGGUACAGCAACGAAUAUUACUACAAAUCUGGUUACGGAAUCAAACCAACAACUAAGUACCAAUAAUAAUAGUGAAAGAAUUUCGAAAAAUGAACCAAUACCAAUUUAUGUACGACCAAGUGAAUUAUGUUUUGAUGACAUAGCUGAUAGUGGUGAAAUAUUGAGUGAAUUCUUCAUCCCAUCAUCAACAUCCAGUUUUCAACAAUCAAAAUCCCCAACGACAAAUGAUACCACUUUGACUACUCCG